AUGCUGCUUUGGGCAGGAGCAGACCCAUGCACCGUGGCUGCGCAAGAGGCGCAGGCCUGGCUGCGUUGGGCCAAGCUCCAGAUCUUCAGGUCGUCUUCUGCGGCUGAGGGCUGUCAAGAUGGCAGCCUUCAGAAUCUGCUUCAGGGUGCUCGGGAUCCUUCCAGCGGAAGGUCUCUAGAUCACGCCCACCUACAUCCUCAAGAGGAGGCAGCGAGCCUCCAAGAGGCCGAGUCGCAGACACAGCCGGAACUGACAGGAUCGCCAGGAGUUUCCAGAUAUCUUCCGGAGACUGCACCACUGCAGGACCGUUUGAACGUCCUGCGCAGCCCGUGCGUCGUGGAGUGCCCACUUCAAGAACCUCGAAGCGGCGUGGAAGAUCGCGCUCGCACCGAUUGCUCCCUCAUGCGCUGUGCGUGGCAAAGUACCUGUGCGGCCAGUCAAGACUUGAUGAGCAUGCUCAGUUUCUGCGAGGCCCAGGGAACAGCUGAUUUGUCAACAGAAAUUGUCGUUGACCCUCUCACUGAUGGUGUCCGCAAGGCAGCCGUGCCAACACCAUUCCCAUGGCGAGUCGUUUCGGUGGUCAACUCAUUCCUUGAUGUACAGGAGCUUGCUGCUUUCCGCACCUCAUGCUCCAGGAACUCAGAAACCGAGGCUUUGGUGGACAAGAUGCUCGCGUUGAUCAAUCCCGCGAGUCCGGCGGUCUUCCGCGUCUUCGGCCAGCUCCAAGCGGGACAGUUCGUGAACCCGCAGUGUCGUCGGAUGCAGGCUGGCUUGCAAGGUCUGGCGUGCCUUCUUCAUGCACGGGGCAUGAGGCGGUGGUGGCAUGUACGCGCAGCGGCCAUCGAGGAAGUGCUUCAGGAGCUCGUCUUCAAGUCGAUGCACCACAAGUCACUACGGCUUGUGGUGCUGAUGUUUGCAGAGCGGUGCUUCGAGGCUUUCUAUGACUUGGGUGAUUCUAAACCACGUCGCCUCUUCGUGGACGGCGUGCUCAACAUCCUUCCUAUCUGCAGCCCGCUUGAGCAGAUCAGAGCCUGCCGCUGCCUGGCAGCUUGUGAGCCGCAGCCCGUGCUCAAGCAGAAGCUGUUGAUCGUGCUUGAGGACCUCUGCACACCACGGGGCCCCUUCCACCAGAGCGCCCUUAAAGAGGAACUGCGGCGGGAGGCCACUGAAACGAUAGGCAAGUGGCUCCUGAGACCGAGUUGGUGGUGGGUGGAGCGAUGCAGGGACGCGGUCUCUGAUCGCAUCGCUUCCGUGGUUUCUGAGCAGAUCGCACGUCGCUGA
This is a messenger RNA of Symbiodinium sp. CCMP2592, 1281 nucleotides long. The record is from the annotation of a GenBank genome assembly. NCBI's taxonomy places the organism in Eukaryota, Dinophyceae, Suessiales, Symbiodiniaceae.